This is a messenger RNA of Pieris macdunnoughi, 768 nucleotides long. Lineage: Eukaryota; Metazoa; Arthropoda; Insecta; Lepidoptera; Pieridae. The record is from the annotation of a GenBank genome assembly.
AUGGUCUUUAUACCCAAUGUUCAAUUAAUUUUUAGAUCCCAGUCUAAAUCGGGAGACUAUCAUGACGACAUGAACAGGAAUAAUAUCAACAAGUGGCUUGAGGAAAUGUUGUUGCCAAAUCUUCCUCCUCGGUCUUUAAUUGUAAUGGACUAUGCAUCCUACCACACGAUAGGUGUUAACAAAGCACCAACUAUGUCUUGUACGAAAGAUCAAAUGCAGAAUUGGAUUAUAAGUAAAGGUCUUACUUAUUUGCCGACAAUGGUAAUAGCUCAAUUAUAUGUGAUGGUGAAAGAGCACAAGGAACCACUUAAAUAUGAAGCUGACCUGAUGCUUGAAAAACAUGGUCAUAAAGUAGGUGGGUCAUUGCUGGGAUUUAUCUGUGUGGUAUGCUCUCGCGUGGGCACUGCCAGCAAGGGUGCGUACUUCAGUUGGGUGUCAAUGAUAGCCUUUUGGUUUACCGGCAUCCUACUGGGUUUCUACCUGUUUCACAUCGUAGAGAAGUUCUACAAGAUCCCGUGGCUGCGAUUGGAGUUUUUGUUCGCGGCAGUGUGGUCGCUGCUUUACCUCAUCGCCUCCAUACUUGCUACUACUGUAGGGGAUAACGCCCACUAUGCAGCAAGCUUUUUCGGUUUCGCUGCGACGCUGGCGUACAUGAUUGAUGCGUACCUCAAGUUUCGCUUAGUGCGGGCGGGUGGGCUGGCUCAAGGGUCCCGUGUCGUGUCAAAACAGACUACUGAAGUCAUAACCCCUCCUGGGGGCCGCUAUUAA